UUUUGUUGAUUACCAGGGGUAUCACAUAUCAUAUGAAGAUUUCCGCGAGGCAAUGAAACCACGCGGGUUCGUUGACACCGAUACAAUGGAGCUCUACAUUCGACAAUUCAACCUUGAACAAUCAAUUCAGACUUGUGGCUCCGCUCUUCCAACCAAAUAUGCAUUCUCACAAUCUUUGACCGCUAAACUACUGGUUCCCGAGGACAAAUUCAUUGCAUCCAAGUGCCUUCGUGAAUUCAACACUGCAUACCAAGAUGGCUCCCUCAAGUCAAAGGAUCUCAUAUGCCUCCUUACAUUUUUAUUGAAUGUUGUCGAUUAACAAUAAAUGUUCAAAUCUGACCACUCACAUGGCUCUGACCAUGAUAAUUUGCAGCUAUACUUCGCCAUCCCCCAAAAAGAACAUUGGAUCGUGUGCUGCAUCAACCUUCUGUACAAACAGAUCAACAUAUUUGACUCAGGCAGAAAGCUCAAGAAUGACGAGGCAUACGAGAUAUCCAACAAUCUGGUUAGCAAUUUUGUGACACUUGCGGCACAUGCUAAAGCUUUCACAAAUUUGGAUUUCAUGAAGUUCACGUGUUUCAACCCUCCGGAAUGCCCCCAACAGAAAACAUACUAUGAUUGUGGAAUAUUCGCAAUGCUCUUCAUGAAGCAAUGGGAUGGGAAGAAAAUGGCAGAAUUUAGCAAGGACACUUAUGACCAUCGCGCGCUUAUCACAGAAGAAAUCCUCACUUCACAACUCAACACUCAAGAUCCAAGCUGGGUACUGAAGAAGAAAUGAGAAGCCUGCAUAGUCAUGUUCAAGAAAAUAAAAAUCCGUGCUUGAGAAGCCAUCCUAGAAGCGUACAAGAGAAUAAAAGACGGCGCUUCUAUCAACUAUGUGCUUCAAUUUUUUCUGUGUAAUUUUUAGCUUGUUUUUUCUAAGACACUACUUUUCAGUAACCAUCAGACCAGUGUCAUGUUUGUGUUCUUAACUGAUUGGGUUUCCGAUCAUCGGUUACCCUACCACAUUUUACUUGU
Molecule: messenger RNA, 1017 nt
Organism: Triticum dicoccoides
Lineage: Eukaryota; Viridiplantae; Streptophyta; Magnoliopsida; Poales; Poaceae
Exons: 5
Coding region: 326-778 (150 amino acids)
Biological process (GO): proteolysis
Molecular function (GO): cysteine-type peptidase activity
Source: RefSeq, a predicted model, not a curated record